Molecule: messenger RNA, 735 nt
Organism: Aspergillus puulaauensis
Lineage: Eukaryota; Fungi; Ascomycota; Eurotiomycetes; Eurotiales; Aspergillaceae
Exons: 1
Coding region: 1-735 (244 amino acids)
Source: RefSeq, a predicted model, not a curated record
AUGGAUCUCCAAGGAAACCCUAUCCCUUCUGGCCAGAGAGGCGUCAAGGUCACCAACGACCCCAGGUCCGACCGCCCCAUCAACGAGCCCUCCGGACCUGUUCUUAAGGACUCUCUUGCCGCCGAGUCCGUGAGCGGCGGCGGCGCAUUCAACGAGAAUCGCGGCGCCGCACCCUUAGGUGCAACCAGCCAAAACACCACAACAAACACAACCGACACAUCCGCAGCCACAAAGCUUCCCUCAGCAAGCGACGCCCGAGACCGUGCUGAACCUUACGGCCAGCAGAAAUACCCCGAAGCCCUCGGAGGCCAGGGGGACUACCCUGGCGCCCACGGAUCCGGAUACGUUGGUGGACCAACGGCCGCAAAGAAGGACCUAGGAAUCAACAAGAACGAGUACCCGGCUUCUGAGAAGCUCGGCAAGUCCCAAUCCCAGUCUAAGACACAGGCUCCCGCUAGCGGAAGUGGAUAUUCGACUCGAAGCGCGACUGCUGCGAAGAAGCAGCAGGACUACUCAUCUGCCGCUGCUGGUCAGGGUAGUGAAUUCCCCGACGACCCGAAGUACAACGCUAGCUUCAACUCUGAGAUCGGUUCUGAUCAGGACCCAGGCCGCUUGGCCGAGCAGAAGUUCCAGCGACGGGAGGCUGAGACUGUUGCUGCUGCUGCUGCGCCGGCUCAGAAGAAUACCGGUGAUCAGAAUUGGUACCAGGCUUUGAGUAAUGACCAGCGUGCCUGA